This is a messenger RNA of Mauremys mutica (yellowpond turtle), 1220 nucleotides long. Its product is annotated as retinol dehydrogenase 8-like. Gene Ontology annotation, molecular function: estradiol 17-beta-dehydrogenase [NAD(P)+] activity. The record is from RefSeq and is a predicted model, not a curated record. Bases 1 to 957 code for a protein of 318 amino acids. Gene Ontology annotation, cellular component: cytoplasm. Gene Ontology annotation, biological process: estrogen biosynthetic process. NCBI's taxonomy places the organism in Eukaryota, Metazoa, Chordata, Testudines, Geoemydidae. The transcript has 6 exons.
AUGGCUCCCAAGACGGUGCUGAUAACGGGCUGCUCCUCUGGCAUCGGCUUGGCCUUGGCUGUGAAAAUGGCCCGGGACAAACAGAAGCGGUUCAAAGUCAUUGCCACCAUGAGGAACCUGGGCAAGAGAGGGUGCUUGGAAGCGGCCGCCGGCAUCACCCUCAACAAGACCCUGGAGAUCAGACAGUUGGACGUGUGCGACGAGCGAUCCAUCAUCAGCUGCAUCAACGGCAUCCCCAACCGGCACGUCGACAUACUGAUUAACAACGCCGGGGUGGGGAUGAUUGGCCCCAUCGAAUGCCAGACCAUCGAGGAGAUGAAGGGUGUGAUGGAGACCAACUUCUUUGGUGUGGUGAGGAUGAUCAAAGAGGUGCUGCCUGAUAUGAAGAGGAGACGGAGUGGGCACAUUGUGGUUAUCAGCAGUGUCAUGGGCCUGCAAGGCAUUAUGUUCAAUGACAUCUACACAGCCUCCAAGUUUGCCGUGGAAGGAUUCUGCGAAAGCCUCGUCAUACAGGCGCUGAAGUUCAACAUCUUUGUCAGCCUGAUAGAGCCUGGCCCCGUGGUGACAGAGUUUGAGACCAAGGUCUAUGAGGAUGCAGAGAAUGCAGAUUACUCCACGACAGACCCUGAGACAGCAGACAUGUUCACUAACCUCUACCUGAAGAACUCCAAGGCGAUUUUCUCCAGCCUUGGGCAGACUCCCAAUGACAUAGCAGAGCACACUCUGAGGGUGAUCACCGCCGCCAAGCCGCCCUUCCGCCACCAGACCAACGCCGUCUACACACCCAUGACGGCCUUGAAACAUGCCGACCCCACUGGAGCCCUGAUGACCGACACCUUCUACAAGAUGGUCUUCAAGUACGACACGCUCAUGCACAUCAGCCUGAAGGCCAUCAAGGUGAUCCGGUGGCAGGCCCGGAAGAUGAGGCAGGGGGUGAAGAUGCUUGGCUUCAGAUAGGCCAGGGGAACCAGGGUGGAGGGUGAAGAGUGGGCUCCGUAGGGCUGGAAAAAGGCUGGAGAUGUUCCAUGAACAAGGGGUUCAGUGGACAUGUGCCCACUGAACCAGACACUAACCCAAUAUGGCUUCAUUUUAUAGGGUGCCCUUUGCACAAGCUGUACCCAAAAGAACAGGGAGAAGGAGAAAUGAAGAGGCAUUGGCUAUUGGUGGGGGGAAGAGGUGGUAGCUGACAGCUAGAGGCAGCCAGGAGAGAAGGCUUUUGA